Naegleria fowleri is the source of this 1827-nucleotide messenger RNA. RefSeq lists its product as uncharacterized. The coding region runs from base 1 to 1827 and encodes 608 amino acids. Lineage: Eukaryota; Heterolobosea; Eutetramitea; Acrasida; Naegleriidae. The record is from RefSeq and is a predicted model, not a curated record. Gene Ontology annotation, molecular function: phosphotransferase activity, alcohol group as acceptor; kinase activity. Gene Ontology annotation, biological process: carbohydrate metabolic process. The transcript has 2 exons.
AUGUCCCAAUAUGAACGAUUUGUAUUGUCCUGCGAUGUCGGAACAUCAUCCGUACGCACAGCUCUCAUCAAUCUUCGGAAUGGAUCUAUCAAGUCUAACUCUCUCAUCACUGAUUGUUCCAUUGAAUUAUUUACUCAUCCCCUUACAAUGCACAUGGAACAGUCAUCGACAAAUAUUUGGAAACAAAUUUGUAAAUCUUGUAACAAGUCUUUACAAUGUUCAAACACGAGACCGGAACAAGUAGUUGGUUUAUGCUUUGAUGCCACAUGCUCGUUGGUUGUUUGGGAUGUUGAGAGAAAUAAGCCAAUCUCGGUAUCUCUACCAUCGUGUGAUGGCAAUACCGUUACAAACGAAGAGGAAGUGAGAAAUAUUAUUUUAUGGGCAGAUCAUAGAUCUAAAAAACAAGCCGAUGAAAUUAAUAACAUCAAACAUGAAGUAUUGAAUUAUGUAGGAGGAAAAAUGUCACCUGAAAUGGAAAUGCCAAAAAUUAAAUGGUUAUUUGAUAAUCAUGUGAUAAAUUUGGAGAACGAAGCUGUGCAUUUCUUUGAUUUAGCUGAUUGGCUCACAUACAAAUGCACAGAUGAAGUUUCUGUACGAUCUCAAUGCACAACAACCUGUAAAUGGGGUUUUGUCUUUGAUGAAUGUUCAACACAAAAGAAUAUUAUUUGCAAUGGAUGGAACAUUGAAUUUUUAAAAAGUAUUGGUCUUGAACAUUUGGUGCAACCAUCAAAUAGAAUAGGAUCUAGCAUUUGUGAAAUUGGAAGAAAUAUUUCAUAUCCAUUGACAAAACAAAGCGCUCAAGAACUAGGCCUAUUGGAAGCCAUACCUGUAGCUAUUCCUGUAAUUGACGCUCACGCUGGAGGAAUUGGAAUGAUUGGGGCUGUUUUGAAUAUGAAUGAAAAUAAUACAAAAGAUGAUCUUUCUCGAACCAUUGUGAUCAUAGCUGGAACGUCAAGUUGUCACAUGGCUGUUUCCAAAGACCCUAUUUUUAUUGACGGUAUUUGGGGCUGCUAUCGUAAUGCAAUGGUACAAGAUAUGUAUCUCAAUGAAGGGGGUCAAUCCUUUGUUGGUGCACUAAUUGAUUAUGUUGUUGAAUCUCAUCCAAAAUAUUUUGAACUUGUAAAAUUAACAUAUGAAGAAACAAAGGAGCUCAAUAUUUCUCGAUUGAAGAAGAAAGUUUAUCUUAAAUUGGAUGAAAUUUUAGAAUUAUUAAGAAAACAGAGGAAUCUUGAAAGCGUUGAUUUUUUAACUCGAGACAUCCAUGUGUUACCGCAUUUUAAUGGAUGUAGGUCUCCACUUGCCGAUCCAAAUAUGAGAGGUGUCAUCUCCGGGCUUCAAACUCUCCCUCUAAAUACUAAUGAACGUAUUUAUGAAAUUGUUCAUGGAAAGGAAACGCAACUGAUAAUUUCUAGAUUGUUGGAUUUUGAAUCGUUAGCUGUCCUGUACUUGUCAACUAUUCAAUCACUUGCUUAUGGAACAAGACAUAUCAUCGAUGAAAUGGUUAAAAAAGGCUAUAAUAUUGACAGUAUUUUCAUGUGCGGAGGUAUAUCAAAUAAUGAGCUCUUUGUUCGUCAACACAGCAAUGCUACAAGUUUGCCAAUUUAUAGAAUGGAUGAAGAUUCAAUGUUAUUAGGAUGUGCUGUUUUGUCAGGUGUCGCCUGCCAUGAAUAUCCCAAUAUGUUUGACGCAAUGAAGCAUAUGUGUCACCUUAAUAGAAAAAAAGAUGUAAUUCCUCAGCAAAACACUCAAGAAUAUCACCAAAAGAAAUACAGUGUCUAUUUGAAAAUGAACAAGGAUUUCAUAGAGUAUCGAGAAAUGAUGAAGUAA